Messenger RNA from Malassezia pachydermatis, 1794 nucleotides. RefSeq names its product hco3- transporter family protein. Gene Ontology annotation, cellular component: plasma membrane. Gene Ontology annotation, biological process: monoatomic anion transport; transmembrane transport; monoatomic ion homeostasis. The record is from RefSeq and is a predicted model, not a curated record. The coding region runs from base 1 to 1794 and encodes 597 amino acids. Gene Ontology annotation, molecular function: solute:inorganic anion antiporter activity. The transcript has a single exon. NCBI's taxonomy places the organism in Eukaryota, Fungi, Basidiomycota, Malasseziomycetes, Malasseziales, Malasseziaceae.
AUGGACGCACGCAAUGGCGGUGUACCUAUCCACUUGGUCGAACCGCCCAUCCCAUACGAUACAUCGGAAUCAGGCUUGGAUGGUGCUCCAAAGGAGGUGCCUUGGUCGCAGCGCUCAUGGCUGUACGAGCUUCGACCGUUUCGUGGCAUGUGGUCGGACGUGCGUCGUCGACUUCCAUACUAUAAGUCUGACUGGGUAGACGCUCUUUGGCCAUGCAAUUGGAUGACUGUGGGGACAAGUGUCGUUCGUAUCUUUUUCAUCAACUUGAUGCCUGCGCUGGCCUAUGUGCUCGAUAUGACAGAACGGACAGACCACAGCUACGGCGUGAAUGAAGUGAUCCUGGCUUCGGCUUUAGCCGCCAUUGUGUUUGCUGUGUUUAGCGUGCAGCCACUUACCUUUGUGGGCGUCACAGGUCUCACUGAUUUAAUGAACUAUACGAUCUAUGACAUCUUCCACAAGCACUACGGAUUUGACCAAAUGCACUACUUGCGCUUGCAAGCUUGGGUCCUGAUCUGGGCCGCUGGCUUCCAUUUUCUGGUCGCGAUUUUCAAUAUCUGCGACUUUACGCGAUUCAUCACAGAGAUGAUCUCCGAUACUUUUGGCUUGUACGUCGGUGUGAUUUAUAUCGAAAAGGGCAUCGAGCAACUGAUCGCUGAGUUUUCACUGCCUGGCCACGAUAAUGCGACUGGAUGGCUGUCUGUGACGAUCGCCAUUCUCUUCUGCGUUACCGUCUACUUUGCUACCCUGGUGGGGUCCUCGACCUAUCUGCCAUUCCACGCUCGCCGCCUCAUUGGCUCCCUUGCGUUCGUGGCAGGGUGCCUGUUUUGGACGGGCUUCUCCCACUUUCCCCAGCACUCCUUGAAAGAAGUGCCUAUUUCACGUUUGCCUAUUACACGCAGCUUUUUUCCUACUCUUGACCGUGGCUGGUUUGUGGACUUUUGGGAAAUCGAAGUACGCUGGGUCUUUAUUGCGGCGCCUUUAGGGCUGAUGAUCAUGCUUCUCUUUUACUUUGACCACAACGUGUCGAGUGUGAUGGCGCAGGCGCGCAAGUUCCCUAUUUCCAAGCCGGCCGGAUUUCAUUGGGACUUUUUUUUACUGGGCAUUACGACCCUGCUCUCUGGAUUUCUGGGCCUGCCUGUCCCGAACGGCCUCGUUCCUCAAGCACCGGAUCAUACAGACUCUUUGUCUGUCUAUCGCCAGAUUCCCGUGCACGAAGAGGCUAAGGCAGCCGAGGGCCAGGCGUCGACGGAGCCCCUUCAUCACACGUCAGGCAACGCGUCCAUCUUGCACAUCUCGCAUUUCCCGCGCGUGCACAACGUGCGUGUGGUUGAGCAGCGUCUCAGUCACCUGGUCAUUGGCCUCUUGACGCUAGGGGCCAUGACACGACCGAUUCUCGUGUCGCUCGGUACGAUGCCACGUGCGGUCUUUGCAGGCGUGUUCUUGCUUGUCGGGUGGGCCUCGGUCGAGUCGAAUCCCAUCGUGACACGCACAUUGUCGCUUCUGCAAGACCGAUCUGCCCUGGAUCCACGCGUACGCAUACGACUCUCGCGCUGGACACUGAGUAAGUUUGUUGGCAUUCAGUGGCUGUUUUUUGGCCUGACCAUCGCCAUCUCGCAAACCAUCGCAGCGAUCGGCUUUCCUAUCAUAAUCACUCUCAUGAUCCCAUGCCGGACGUUUAUUGUGCCUUGGCUGUUUACGAAGGAGCAGCUAGAUGCAUUGGACGCGCCUACCGCUGAUGCUCCUGCCGUGAUGGUAUCGUUAGGCCCCAACGAAGAUCAAACCAAGUCGUCAUAA